GCUUCCGCGCGCAAGCGCACUUUGAAUCGCGUGGUGACUUCGGGCUUGAGGGUGAAUUAAGAAUAGUCAGGUGGUGAGUGAACGUCUCUCUGGGUGGCGGAAUUCAAAACGGACCUAGAGGAUGUUGAUCUCCAAGAACAUGCCCUGGCGGCGGCUGCAGGGCAUUUCCUUCGGGAUGUAUUCGGCUGAAGAGCUCAAGAAAUUAAGUGUUAAAUCCAUUACGAACCCUCGGUACCUGGACAGCCUGGGGAACCCAUCGGCAAACGGCCUGUACGAUUUAGCUUUGGGCCCUGCAGAUUCCAAAGAGGUGUGCUCCACCUGCGUGCAGGACUUCAGCAACUGUUCUGGGCACCUGGGCCACAUUGAGCUCCCACUCACGGUGUAUAAUCCUCUCCUCUUCGAUAAGCUGUACCUGCUGCUUCGGGGCUCUUGUUUAAACUGCCACAUGCUGACUUGUCCCCGGGCCGUGAUUCACCUCUUACUCUGCCAGCUGAGGGUUCUGGAAGUCGGGGCCCUACAAGCAGUCUACGAGCUUGAGAGAAUUCUGAACAGGUUUCUGGAAGAAAAUGCCGAUCCCUCUGCCUGUGAAAUUCAGGAGGAAUUAGAACAAUACACAACUGAAAUUGUGCAGAACAAUCUCCUGGGGUCCCAGGGCGCACAUGUAAAGAACGUGUGUGAGAGCAAGAGCAAGCUCAUUGCUCUCUUCUGGAAGGCACAUAUGAAUGCUAAGCGCUGUCCCCACUGCAAGACCGGGCGAUCCGUUGUCCGAAAGGAACACAACAGCAAGUUGACUAUCACGUUUCCAGCCAUGGUGCACAGGACAGCUGGCCAGAAGGACUCGGAACCCCUGGGAAUUGAGGAAGCUCAGACGGGAAAACGAGGAUACUUAACACCCACCAGUGCCCGCGAACACCUUUCUGCCCUGUGGAAGAAUGAAGGAUUCUUUCUGAAUUACCUUUUUUCGGGAAUGGAUGAUGAUGAUAUGGAGUCCAGAUUCAAUCCCAGUGUGUUCUUUCUAGAUUUCUUGGUGGUGCCGCCCUCAAGGUAUCGCCCAGUCAGUCGCCUAGGAGACCAGAUGUUUACCAAUGGCCAGACGGUGAACUUGCAGGCUGUCAUGAAGGAUGUAGUUCUGAUUCAAAAACUUCUGGCAUUGAUGGCCCAAGAACAGAAGCUGCCAGAGGAAGUGGCCGCACCCACUACAGAUGAGGAAAAAGACUCUUUGAUUGCUAUUGAUCGAUCCUUUUUGAGUAUACUUCCAGGCCAGUCCCUCAUAGACAAACUUUACAACAUUUGGAUUCGCCUUCAGAGCCACGUCAAUAUUGUGUUUGAUAGCGAGAUGGACAAACUAAUGAUGGACAAGUACCCAGGCAUUAGGCAGAUCCUGGAGAAGAAAGAAGGCCUGUUCCGAAAACACAUGAUGGGAAAGCGAGUGGACUACGCUGCGCGCUCAGUCAUCUGCCCAGACAUGUACAUCAACACCAACGAAAUUGGAAUUCCCAUGGUGUUUGCCACAAAACUGACCUACCCACAGCCAGUUACCCCGUGGAAUGUUCAGGAACUUAGGCAAGCAGUCAUCAACGGCCCCAAUGUGCACCCAGGAGCCUCCGUGGUCAUCAAUGAGGACGGCAGCCGCACAGCCCUGAGCGCUGUGGACAUGACCCAGCGAGAGGCCGUGGCCAAGCAGCUCCUGACCCCAGCCACGGGGGCACCUAAGCCCCAGGGGACAAAAAUUGUGUGCCGGCAUGUGAAGAAUGGGGACAUUCUGCUACUGAACCGACAGCCCACCCUGCACAGACCCUCCAUCCAGGCCCACCGUGCCCGCAUCCUGCCUGAAGAGAAGGUGCUGCGGCUCCACUAUGCCAACUGCAAGGCCUAUAAUGCCGACUUUGAUGGAGACGAGAUGAAUGCCCAUUUCCCCCAGAGUGAGCUGGGCCGGGCCGAGGCCUACGUCCUGGCCUGCACCGAUCAGCAGUACCUUGUUCCCAAGGAUGGCCAACCAUUGGCGGGACUGAUCCAGGAUCACAUGGUUUCAGGGGCAAGCAUGACUACUCGGGGUUGCUUUUUCACCCGGGAGCAGUAUAUGGAGCUGGUGUACCGAGGACUCACGGACAAAGUGGGGCGCGUGAAGCUCCUUUCUCCUUCCAUCCUGAAGCCCUUUCCGCUGUGGACAGGAAAACAGGUUGUGUCAACGCUGCUCAUAAAUAUAAUCCCAGAGGACCACGUCCCACUGAAUUUAUCUGGAAAGGCAAAAAUCACCGGGAAAGCCUGGGUGAAGGAAACUCCUCGAUCCAUUCCUGGCUUUAACCCUGACUCAAUGUGCGAGUCCCAGGUGAUCAUCAGGGAAGGGGAGCUGCUCUGCGGAGUGCUGGACAAGGCGCACUACGGGAGCUCUGCCUACGGCCUGGUCCACUGCUGCUAUGAGAUCUAUGGAGGCGAGACCAGCGGCAAGGUUCUAACCUGCUUGGCCCGCCUGUUCACUGCCUACCUGCAGCUCUACAGAGGCUUCACAUUGGGCGUGGAAGACAUUUUGGUGAAGCCAAAGGCAGAUGUCAAGAGGCAACGUAUCAUUGAAGAAUCCACCCACUGCGGGCCCCGGGCUGUCAGGGCUGCAUUAAACCUGCCAGAAGCCGCAUCAUAUGAUGAGGUCCGAGGAAAAUGGCAGGAUGCCCAUCUGGGCAAGGACCAGAGGGAUUUUAACAUGAUUGAUCUGAAGUUCAAGGAGGAAGUGAACCAUUACAGCAAUGAGAUUAACAAGGCAUGCAUGCCUUUUGGCCUACACAGACAGUUCCCAGAGAACAGCCUGCAGAUGAUGGUGCAGUCAGGAGCCAAAGGUUCAACUGUGAACACGAUGCAGAUCUCGUGCCUGCUGGGCCAGAUUGAAUUGGAAGGUCGGAGACCCCCGCUGAUGGCGUCUGGCAAGUCACUGCCCUGCUUUGAGCCUUAUGAGUUCACCCCCAGGGCUGGUGGCUUUGUCACUGGCAGAUUCCUCACCGGCAUCAAACCUCCUGAGUUCUUCUUCCACUGCAUGGCAGGACGAGAGGGCCUGGUCGACACUGCUGUGAAAACCAGCCGCUCAGGCUAUCUCCAAAGGUGCAUCAUCAAGCACCUGGAGGGACUGGUCGUGCAGUAUGAUCUCACGGUCCGUGACAGUGACGGCAGUGUGGUGCAGUUCCUGUAUGGGGAGGAUGGCCUGGACAUCCCCAAGACACAAUUCCUGCAGCCCAAGCAGUUCCCCUUCCUGGCCAGCAACUACGAGGUGAUAAUGAAAUCACAGCAUCUCCAUGAAGUUUUAUCCAGAGCAGAUCCCAAAAAAGCUCUCCGCCACUUCAGAGCUAUCAAAAAAUGGCAAAGCAAGCACCCCAACACCCUGCUGAGAAGAGGUGCCUUCUUGAGUUAUUCCCAGAAAAUUCAGGAAGCUGUGAAAGCCCUGAAUCUUGAGAGUGAAAACCGCAAUGGCCGCAGCCCCGGGACUCAGGAGAUGCUGAGGAUGUGGUAUGAGUUGGAUGAGGAGAGCCGAAGGAAAUACCAGAAGAAGGCAGCCGCUUGUCCUGACCCCAGUCUGUCUGUCUGGCGUCCUGACAUCUACUUUGCAUCAGUGUCAGAAACAUUUGAAACAAAGGUUGAUGACUACAGUCAAGAGUGGGCAGCUCAAACAGAGAAGAGUUAUGAGAAAUCAGAGCUUUCUCUCGACAGGUUGAGGACCUUGCUGCAGCUGAAGUGGCAGCGCUCACUGUGCGAGCCGGGCGAGGCCGUGGGCCUGCUGGCCGCCCAGAGCAUCGGAGAGCCCUCCACCCAGAUGACCCUCAACACCUUCCACUUUGCAGGCAGAGGCGAGAUGAACGUCACCCUGGGCAUUCCAAGGUUGCGGGAGAUUCUCAUGGUGGCCAGUGCCAACAUCAAGACGCCCAUGAUGAGCGUGCCUGUGCUCAACACCAAGAAAGCCCUGAAGAGAGUGAAAAGCCUCAAGAAGCAGCUCACCAGGGUGUGCUUAGGGGAGGUGUUGCAGAAAAUUGACGUCCAGGAGUCCUUCUGUAUGGAAGAAAAACAGAACAAAUUCCGGGUGUACCAGCUGCGGUUUCAGUUCCUGCCACAUGCAUAUUACCAGCAGGAGAAGUGCCUGAGACCCGAGGACAUCCUGCGCUUCAUGGAAACAAGAUUCUUUAAACUUCUGAUGGAAUCCAUCAAAAAGAAGAAUAAUAAAGCAUCAGCCUUCAGGAGCGUAAAUACUCGAAGAGCUACUCAGCGGGAUCUGGACAACGCUGGGGAGUCGAGGAGGAGUCGGGGAGAGCAGGAGGGUGAUGAGGAAGAGGAGGGGCACAUUGUGGAUGCUGAAGCUGAGGAGGGGGACGCCGAUGCCUCUGAUGCCAAACGCAAGGAGAAGCAGGAGGAGGAGGUUGAUUAUGAGAGUGAGGAAGAGGAGGAGAGGGAGGGCGAGGAGAACGACGAUGAAGACAUGCAGGAGGAACGAAAUCCCCACAGGGAAGGUGCUCGAAAGACCCAAGAGCAAGAUGAAGAGGUGGGCUCAGGCGCUGAGGAGGACCCGUCCCUUCCCGCCCUCCUGACGCAGCCCCGGAAACCCACCCACAGCCAGGAGCCCCAGGGGCCCGAGGCCAUGGAGCGCCGGGUCCAGGCUGUGCGUGAGAUCCACUCGUUCAUAGAUGACUACCAGUAUGACACGGAGGAGAGCCUGUGGUGCCAGGUGACAGUGAAGCUCCCUCUGAUGAAGAUCAACUUUGACAUGAGCUCCCUGGUAGUAUCUUUGGCCCAUGGCGCCGUCAUCUAUGCGACCAAGGGCAUCACUCGGUGCCUCCUGAAUGAAACAACCAACAAUAAGAACGAGAAGGAGCUUGUGCUAAACACAGAAGGAAUCAACCUCCCAGAGCUGUUCAAGUAUGCAGAGGUCCUGGAUCUGCGCCGCCUCUACUCCAACGACAUCCACGCCAUGGCCAACACGUACGGCAUCGAGGCCGCGCUGCGGGUGAUCGAGAAGGAGAUCAAGGAUGUGUUUGCCGUGUAUGGCAUCGCGGUCGACCCUCGCCAUCUCUCCCUGGUUGCUGAUUAUAUGUGCUUUGAGGGUGUCUACAAGCCACUGAAUCGCUUUGGGAUCCGGUCAAACUCUUCCCCGCUACAGCAGAUGACGUUUGAAACCAGCUUCCAGUUUCUGAAGCAAGCCACCCUGCUGGGAUCCCACGAUGAGCUGAGGUCUCCUUCUGCCUGUCUUGUGGUUGGGAAGGUUGUCAAGGGUGGGACAGGCCUGUUCGAGCUCAAGCAGCCCCUGAGAUAGCGGCUACCCCGGCACCAUCUGCCCAGCUCCAAGGACCUUCGGUGAAGGCGUGGCCCAGCCUGCCUUCUGCAUGAGAGGACCAGGAGACUGGAAUCCAGGGCAGUUCCAAGUGACAGUACAGUGCACAGCAGCGACCUUGGGCCUGAAAGCAGUGGGCCUCUGAGCUGGGCCAGCUUCACCUGGAAAGUGACAGAGUUGCUCAUCCUUGCCCCUCCCUGUCUCUGGAUUUUUAUCAAGGUUUGCCAAGUCUUCUGAGUCCCCCUGAGAAGGCUGGGGCCUCACCUGUGCUGCAGGAGGCCUCUGUGGCAUAACCCUUAAGGAGAAGUCCUGAUUCACUGAGAAGACCAAGGGGAAGCCAUGCUUUGCUACUGGGGACCCCAGGCACCUCCAGAGUAGGGAAGCAGGGUUCUUUUGCUGUGAGUGGCCAGGGACAACAGACAAGAUUCCUGGGGGCUCCCGAUGAGCAGGAACAUGGAGCCUGCUGCCCAAGGCCUGCUUCUUCCGGCUGCUCCAGCCCCUGGGGGCAGAGUCCACAAAGAGUCCCCAUCAAGACUUCUUCCCUAAGUCAAGUACAGGGUAGCACAGUCCUCCACCCACCCAACCUCUCUGCCUGGCCAGGGUCCUAGCCCUGCCACUGUGUGGCGAGGUGUCCUUCUAGAUCACAUCAGCCCCAAGGCUGGGGGCAGUCGCUCUAGGGCCGCAGCAGUUCACUCCCACACAUAGAACCCAGGUCACUGCUGGGGCGAUUGAACAGGUUGCCUGGCUUUUCUCUGCUGUCAGUUUGGUGCGGAGGCCCGUGUUCCGCCCCAUACGCCCCAUAGGCCCUGCUUAUGGGAAGGAACACAGGCCUCCAGCCCAGAGGAUUGUGCCGCCCUGUUCUUGGUCGUCCACAUUUCCUCUCCCUCUAGCACCAGCAACACAUUUCCCUGGCAUGGACAGAAAAGACAGAGAGGACUUGUACAAAGGCUUUUGUAUAACCAGAGGCCGCUUCUAUCUUUGUCUACUGUUAUUUCAGCUCAGGGUGGGUAAUAAACAUCACUGGAACUAGCUGUUAGGAAAGAAAAAAAACUUGGGUUUUUUAAAACAAUUUUUUCCCUUGGUUUGCAGUUUCUGCAUUUGGAUUUGAGAACCCAGGGCAGGGAUUUUCUUGGCACAGUCAGGUCUUGGGUCCCUCUUCCUGUUCUUUCUUGUCUGAGGCCUUAGGGGGAAGAGCUCAGCCUCCGCAGCCUCCUCCACCUCUGCCCCUGGCCUACCUCUGCAGGGACCCCCUUCCAGAGCUAGCUGCUGGCCCUGUGGCCGGGAGAAGCACAGGGGAGAAACCUUUUUGCAGAAGCUGUGCUAGCCUUGGUCUGGGGUGGGGAGGCUGCUGCUGUGACCUUAGGGGUAGGGUUGGGGAUCAAGGGAGGCUUUGUCAAGGGAGAGUGACCAUGUUGCUCCCUACAGACAUGCAAUAGGACCCAGCCUGCACUUCCUAGGCCUACACUGGGGAAAGCCUGACGGAAAUCAGUACCUCCUAACGGGGUCUGCCAGGUUCACCAAGGCAUGGGCAUAGAGGAAUAUGACAGUUUUGAGGCAGGCAGGAAGGGCCCAGCCUGCAGGGUAAGACAUUCAUUCUUUGAGUUAAAGGGCAUAUUCACUUGAUGAUUUCUACACACACUGGAAUUGUGAGAGUGUCCUUAAAGGAGAUCACAGAGUAACCUGUUGACUGACACAUGGUGAAUGGAUGACUGUUGAUUCCAUGGGUUCCAUCUCUCCCAGGCACUGAGGGCGCAGAGGCAAAGGAGCAAGCCCUGCAUAUUGGCAGGGCUGUGACCAUCACACUUAGAUCAGACCCCCGACCUGUUUUGGGAUGUGAGGGAUGCCCUUCUGCCCCACCCAUCCACAUGGUUCCUGGGCAGCUCUGUUUCUUUCCUGAUGGAUGAGUAUUAAGACAGCAUGUCUGGUUUUUAAACACAUUUGGGAGCCUGCACAUCCUGAUGAUCAAGGACUCUCACUGUGGUGGCCUUAGGGAAUUGCACUCUCACUUUGGUGGUUCUCUAUGCUCGGAAGCCUCUGAGAGUGGCCUUGGCAGUUUAACAUGGCACAGGCUUUGGAGUCUUCUUAGGACUGUAAGUGCCCAUUGAGGAUGCAUUUGAGUUUUGGAAAGUAGGCCCAAGUCAAAUCUGAUGGAUGGAUUCAAGAACA
Messenger RNA from Nomascus leucogenys (northern white-cheeked gibbon), 7468 nucleotides. It is a transcript of the gene POLR1A, whose product is annotated as RNA polymerase I subunit A. Gene Ontology annotation, biological process: DNA-templated transcription. Gene Ontology annotation, cellular component: RNA polymerase I complex. Gene Ontology annotation, molecular function: DNA-directed RNA polymerase activity; DNA binding. The record is from RefSeq and is a predicted model, not a curated record. NCBI's taxonomy places the organism in Eukaryota, Metazoa, Chordata, Mammalia, Primates, Hylobatidae.